CGCCACACUUUCACAGAAAUAGAAGAAGACGUGCGGCAGUUUUGCUGAUUGAUGAUCUGAGCUCUCCGACUCUACUAAUCAUCUAUACAUUCAAAUAUUUCUGACAGGGUUUUACCUCCACAGUUCCAUCUGAACUGGGUUAACUGCGUUCUGCUGUAAAGAUCGAGGCAUGACUGCUGUCCUGUUGCAGGUGUUCUCCUGCUGUGUUGCAUAUGCAGUGUAAGUUUACCUCCACAAGAAUAGCAAGAGAUCCAACUGGGAUGAAAUCAGAUGAAAUUAAAUGUGAGGAUGUCGAACCCUCAGAGAGCUCCAAUCAUCACCAAAGCUCAUCUGAUAUUUCCCACAUGAACACCUCUCCCAAACCAAUUAAACAAGAAAUUCACCACUGCUCAUUGUGUGGGAAGAGUUUCAGUAAAAAGAGUUAUCUCAAACAACACCAGCGGAUUCACACAGAAAAUAAACCAUAUAACUGCUCACAGUGUGGGAAAAGUUUUACACAAUUGAAUUCUCUCCAGCGACACCAGCGCAUUCACAGAGGAGAGGAACCGUAUCACUGCUUACAAUGUCAGAAGAGUUUUACUAGCCAGAGUCAUCUCCAGCGACAUCAGCGCAUUCACACCGGAGAGAAGCCGUAUCGCUGUUUAGAGUGUGGGAAGAGUUUUACACAGUUGAGUUCUCUCCAUAAACAUCAGCGCAUUCACACAGGAGAGAAGCCGUAUAACUGUUCACAGUGUGGGAAGAGUUUUAAUCGAGAGGACAAUCUCCAAUUACACAAACGCAUUCACAAUGGAGAGAAGCCAUAUUACUGUUCACACUGUGGGAAGAGUUUUACACAGUGGGGUUCUCUCCAUAAACAUCAGCGCAUUCACACAGGAGAUAAACCAUAUCACUGCCUACAGUGUGGAAAGAGUUUCACUCGAGAUGACAGUCUCCAAUUACACCAACGCGUUCACACAGGAGAGAAACCGUAUUACUGUUCACAAUGUGGGAAGAGUUUUACUUGCCAUAGUCAUCUCCUAAGACAUCAGCGCAUUCACACAGGAGAGAAACCGUAUCACUGUUCUCAGUGUGGAAAGAGGUUUAUUGAUAGUGGUAAUCUCAUAACACACCAGAGAAUUCACACAGGAGAGAAGCCGUAUCACUGCUCACAGUGCGGGAAGAGUUUUACACAAAGGGGUAUUCUCCAACAACACCUGCGCGUUCACACAGGAGAGAAACCGUAUCAGUGCUCACAAUGUGGGAAGAGUUUCACACAGAGGAGUAAUCUCAAACAACACCAGCGCAUUCACACAGGAAAUAAACCGUAUCACUGCUAACAAUGUGGGAGGAGUUUUAGUACGAGCAGAAAUUUUCAGCAACACAAGCACAUUGACACACCUGAGAAUGAGGACAUGCUGCAGUUAUUUUGAGAAAGUUUUUUGGGUUUUUUAAUCUUUAAUAAAAUUUUUGGCUCUUACAACUCUACUCUGUACACUUUGCUUCUAUAGAACUCAGUUAUAUAUUUUGUAUGGUAGCACUACUUGUAUUGUUCUCUGCUUGAUAUAUCGCUUUGCUUGUAUUUCCUCAUUUCUAAGUCACUUUGGAUAAAAGCGUCUGCUAAAUCAAUAAAUGUAACUGUAAAUAAUUUGGUGAUCUUUUUAAAUCCCUUGCCAUACUCUUAAGGCAUCCACAACUUUUUUUCUGAAGACCUUACAGAGCAUUUUAGAUCUUGGCAUGAUGACACACCACACACCAAAGGGAACACCAGACACUGGAUAUGAGAGGGGUAUAAAUAAGACCGGUUCCACCUACACUCCCUAAGCAGGUUCUGACCACAGGCACCCAAUCUUUAACACCUGAUUCUAAUUUUAUGGAUUUGAAUAUUUACUUUUUCCAUGUGACUGAACUGUUUUUUGUUCAUUUAAAAUUGGAAAUUUUGACUACAAAAUGGCAAUUUCAUGUGUCAUUUGAUAAUCAACCUUAUUAAUAGGCAUUAUUUCAAAGUGGAUCAAAUGUUUGCUUUUCCAAAUAUGAUUUUUUAAAAACAAUUUCCAUUGAGUUUACUUAUUUUUUCACAUGACUGUAUGUGUUAGCAACAAGAUUCAAUUCAAAUAAAUUUUAUUUGUAUAGUGCUUUUUACAAUGCCCAUUAGUCUCAAAGCAGCUUUACAGAAACAUAUAAACACAGGAUACAGAUUUACUGAUCAUUUCCUUAAUAUUAAACAAUUUUUAAUUUAAAAAAUUAAAAGGUAUUUCCAGGAUUUUGCCAAAUUCAACAAAUCAGGUCCAGGAAGAACAGUAUUUAUCAUGUAUAUAUGAAAAGUGGAA
Messenger RNA from Ictalurus punctatus (channel catfish), 2306 nucleotides. Its product is annotated as zinc finger protein 239. NCBI's taxonomy places the organism in Eukaryota, Metazoa, Chordata, Actinopteri, Siluriformes, Ictaluridae. The record is from RefSeq and is a predicted model, not a curated record. The coding region runs from base 213 to 1316 and encodes 367 amino acids. The transcript has 2 exons. Gene Ontology annotation, molecular function: DNA-binding transcription factor activity; RNA polymerase II cis-regulatory region sequence-specific DNA binding. Gene Ontology annotation, biological process: regulation of transcription by RNA polymerase II.